Molecule: messenger RNA, 4206 nt
Organism: Choloepus didactylus (southern two-toed sloth)
Lineage: Eukaryota; Metazoa; Chordata; Mammalia; Pilosa; Megalonychidae
Gene: TUBGCP5
Product: tubulin gamma complex associated protein 5
Exons: 23
Coding region: 51-3125 (1024 amino acids)
Biological process (GO): cytoplasmic microtubule organization; spindle assembly; mitotic cell cycle
Cellular component (GO): spindle pole; gamma-tubulin complex; centrosome
Molecular function (GO): microtubule minus-end binding; gamma-tubulin binding
Source: RefSeq, a predicted model, not a curated record
CAGCCGCUGCUGGCGCGCAGGCGCGCGGGCGCGGAGGGCCUGCUAGGGCCAUGGCCCGCGCUUUGACACCGUGUAGCUGGCUGGACAGACAGCAGGAGCUGGACGUGCUCGAGCUCGUCCGUCAUGUAACCGGCCUCCAGGACGAGGCGGACCCCAACUUCCAGCAAGCCCUGCACUUCGUCUGGUCCAACUUCAGAUUUCAUCGCUUCUUGGAUGUCAACAGCCAUAAAAUAGAGAAGAUAAUAGAAGGAAUUUAUGAAAAAUUUAUCAUUCAUUCUGAUCUCAGCAAAGCUGCUAGUUGGAAGAGAUUAAGUGAGGAAUUUCUAAAUUCAUCACUGCCUAGCAUAAAGGAAACAAAGACAGAUGCACAUUAUUCCAUACUGUCACUUCUACUAUGUCUUUCUGAUUCUCCUUCAAACAACAAUUACGUGGAAACACCAAGAGAUAAAGAAGUGGAAAAGAAAGAUGAUUUUGACUGGGGAAAAUACUUGAUGGAAGGUGAAGAAAUUGACCUUGGUCCAAAUAUAGACACACCGAAUUGGUCUGAAGAAAGUGAAGACGAAGAUGAACAGCAGCCUUUAAGCAGAGAGGACUCUGGAAUUCAGGUGGACAGGACACCGUUAGAAGAACAAGAUCAGAAUAGGAAACCAGGGUCUCAUGUCAGCUGGAAAGUAGGUGAAACAGAUGACCGGAGCUGGCUGGAACAGCAUGUGGUCCUUCAGUACUGGAGAGCCAGAUCCUCCCAGUUUCCUCAUAGUUUACAUUUGCACUCCAAUUUAGCUGCUGUCUGGGAUCAGCACUUGUAUAGCAGUGAUCCAUUAUACGUUCCAGAAGACAGAGUUUUUGUUACCGAGACUCAGGUUAUUCGGGAAACGCUAUGGUUACUUUCAGGGGUAAAAAAGCUCUUUAUAUUUCAAUUGGUAGAUGGGAAGGUAACUGUGAGAAACAAUAUUAUAGUAACUCACUUGACACAUAACUGUUUACGAUCAGUGCUAGAACAAAUAGCAGCAUAUGGCCAGGUUGUGUUUCGACUCCAGGAGUUCAUCGAUGAUGUCAUGGGGCACAGCUCCGAAAGUACAUUGCCUGGAAAUAGUUCUGUUCCUAAGAAGUCUGCCGAAGCCCCCUUUAGAACCUACCAGGCGUUCAUGUGGGCCCUGUACAAAUACUUGCUUAGUUUCAAAAAGGAACUUGUGGAAAUUGAGAAGUGUAUCAUCAAUAAUGAUACCACAAUAACGCUUUCAAUAGUGCUGGAUAAGUUGUCAGCUCGAUUGGCUCAGCUUAAGGUGCUACACAAAGUAUUUAGUACUGGGGUAGCAGAAGUUCCACCUGACACUCGAAAUGUGGUUCGGGCAUCUCACCUACUCAACACACUGUAUAAGGCCAUUCUUGAAUAUGACAACGUUGGAGAAGCUUCUGAGCAAACUGUCUCCCUCCUGUUCUCUCUCUGGGUAGAAACUGUGCGGCCCUACCUGCAGACUGUGGAUGAGUGGAUCGUGCACGGGCACCUGUUCGACUGUGCAAAGGAGUUCAUCAUCCAGAGAAACAAAAAUGUUCCAGUAAAUCACAGAGAUUUUUGGUACGCAACUUACACAUUGUAUAGUGUGUCAGAAAAGACAGAAAAUGAGGAGAAGAUGAGUGACAAUGCAAGUGCAAGUUCUGGUAGUGACCAGGGACCCUCUAGCAGCCAGCACACCAUGGUGUCCUUCCUCAAGCCUGUUCUGAAGCAGAUCAUCAUGGCUGGCAAGUCGAUGCAGCUGUUGAAGAACCUGCAGUGUGCAGAGAGCUCCACACGCCAGGCAGCAGCAAGAGAUGCAGAAAGAAAAAGUUUGUACACUCUCUUUUUGGAAUCUGUACAGUCCCGUCUCCGGCAUGGAGAUGAUUCCACUCCACAUACUCUUACUGAGCAACAGGCGACCAAAGAGAACCUAAUUAAGAUGCAGUCCAUGGCUGAAAGACACCUUGAGUUGGAUGAUGUUCAUGACCCACUGCUGGCCAUAAACUUUGCAAGGUUGUAUUUGGAGCAGAGUGACUUCCAUGAGAAAUUUGCUGGUGGUGAUAUCUGUGUGGAUAGAUCAUCAGAAUCUGUGACGUGCCAGACUUUUGAAUUAACACUGAGAUCUUGCCUCUAUCCUCAUAUUGAUAAGCAAUAUCUAGAUUGCUGUGGAAAUCUCAUGCAAACUCUCAAAAAAAAUUACAGGUUGUUGGAGUACUUGCAGGCCAUGAGGAAUUUUUUCUUAAUGGAAGCUGGUGAUACCAUGUAUGACUUCUACACAUCAAUUUUUGAUAAAAUAAGAGAGAAAGAAACCUGGCAGAAUGUGUCUUUUCUUAAUGUCCAACUCCAAGAAGCAGUAGGACAGCGUUAUCCUGAAGAUAGUUCACGUCUCUCUAUAUCUUUUGAAAAUGUUGAUGCAACUAAGAAGAGGCUCCCUGUUCAUAUAUUAGAUGGUCUGACCCUUAGCUACAAGGUCCCAUGGCCUGUGGACAUUGUUAUAAGUUUGGAAUGUCAAAAAAUUUAUAAUCAGGUCUUCCUUCUUUUAUUGCAAAUAAAGUGGGCCAAAUAUAGUCUGGAUGUUUUACUAUUUGGUGAGCUAGUUAGUACUGCUGAAAAACCACAACUUAAAGGACUGUUACAUGAACCAGACACAGUUGCUCAGUUUGGACCACAAAAGAAACCGAUAAGACAGCAGAUUCAUCGUAUGUUCCUCUUAAGAGUGAAGCUCAUGCAUUUUGUGAACAGCUUACACAACUACAUCAUGACUAGGAUUCUUCACAGUACAGGGCUGGAGUUUGAACAUCAAGUCGAGGAAGCCAAGGAUUUAGAUCAGUUGAUUAAAAUUCAUUAUAGAUAUUUGUCAACCAUUCAUGAUCGAUGUCUGCUAAGAGAAAAGGUUAGCUUCGUGAAAGAAGCCAUCAUGAAGGUGUUGAAUUUGGCUCUCAUGUUUGCAGACGGCUGGCAGGCGGGUCUGGGGGCUUGGAAAAUGGAAUCUAUAGAGAAGAUGGAGUCAGAUUUUAAAAACUGCCAUAUGUUUCUUGUAACCAUUUUAAACAAAGCUGUCUGUAGAGGCUCCUUUCCCCAUUUGGAAUCUCUCACUCUGUCACUCAUGGCUGGCAUGGAACAAAGUUAAAUAUCUUACAAUGUAAUAAAUUCCUUGAGAAUUAAUCCUCAUAUAUUUACAUUUCCACUGUGUACAUUUGAGAAGUGGAAAUAUUUAUUUUGAUCUGUUUUUCAAAGCUGUUGUCUGCUGUCCACACAAAUGGAUUGUAAGUAUUUUCCCUGGAGAUUAUUGUAUAAUAUAUAUAGGGUUAUAUGUAUAAAAUUGUAUAAAUAAUGCAAAGUGUAUAUAAACUGUUUACACUUAAAUUUCCUACCUUAAGCUAUAAAUUUGUAGUAAUGACACAUUUAAAUGUGAUAUCUUUUAAAAAUGUAGUUAUUGAUAACUAAAAAAUAAAUUACAUUAAAGCGUUUUUAAUGCUGUUAUUCUCCUUUUACCGCUAUACAUCAGUUAUAAAAGUUUUUUUAUAGACAGUAUUACAUGCAUCUGAAAAGUAUAUGUAUUUUUAUGUGCCUGGUAAGUUCCAAAAUAUAAAGUAGCUUCAACCAGUAUCACUGGACCUAACAUGCCAACUUCACUUAGGAUCAGCUGUUGGUACAUACUAUUGUUUGGCAUUUAUGAGCCAACCAUUUAUAUCUUAAAUAAAAUUAUGGUUACCAUUCAGUUUUUCCACAUUUUUAAUAUAUAUUUUUAUACAUAUUUUUAUAAUCCAUAUUUGUUCUUCUCGGCAUAUCGCUAGCACUUAUGACUCAGCACUGUAUUUACUACUUAGUUCUUUUCUGAAAACAACCCCUUAAGGUCCAGAUAGCCUUGAGAGCCCAGAAUGAGGGCCCCUUAUGGACCAACCUGCAGCAGUAGCUUUCUUGCACGCAACCCCUGAGAACAGCCCCACCUGGGAACCUUCCCAUAUCCUGCGCGUUACUCUGAAGUCUCCAAAGAAGUUCACUGGGAAGGUCUCUAAAAACCUGGGAAUGAAUAUCUAUCUACAGAUCUCAAGAAAAUGGUGCUGUGUAGCCCCACAACUGUUAGAUAUGUGAAGCCUCUUGUGUCCUGGUUCUGUAAGUCAAAAUCCUGUAGAAAUUGAUAGGAACAUCUGCUCCCAUAUGUCUCAUAAUGAAGUCUGCUUUUAAACAGUGAUGGCCUGGCUUUUUUC